GGGCAGUGCAGUGCAGCGCAAGAGCCAGUAUGUAUUCACACGCAGCGAAGGAAGUGAUCAAGAGCUCAAGGAAGACAGGCUGGCACACACAAACACGCAUGACACGAAGAGAGAGGUGCAGCUAGCUCGCCACAUUGUACAUCGGCGCGGCGCAGAUGGCACCAUAGCACCCACCAUGGUGAUGCAACGCAAAAUCAGACAGAUAAGAAAGAUGCAAAAAGAAAGAUGCAAAAAGUAGCAGCAGCAACACACUCACCCACCAAGGUCACUCAGCAGCACUCACACACACACACGCAACCGCACACUAAGUGCUGCCCCUUGGCGUGUGCCCAGACCUCCUGUCUGUUGUAACUGAGUGCAUUCUCUUCUUGCCAACCUGCCCUGACUUGUCCACUGUAGGCGACAGGGCCUCGAGCGUUCCCUGGUGCAGUGUGGGCUUGCUGCUGCUGCUGGGAGCACUGGGAGCGGCACUGGCCCCUACAGGGGCUGCGGCGGCAGCAGUGGUCAAGAGGAAUGUCUGCUGCUCCCUGGCGUGUUGGCGCAUGCCGUCGACGAACCGUGCGAAGUCGAUGGAGCCGUGGGUGCUGAUGUCUGAGUCGAGCCGGCGGAAGAACUCGUCCUCGCCGUGCUUCUCCUCGACCCGCCUGGCCACCUGCAGGCAUCCAUGUGCCGGGAGAGACACAUGAAUGUGGGUGUGUGGUCACGUCACCUACCUCGUCGGUGAGCAGUAGGUCUCUGAGGUCUGAUGCGGAGAUGAGUCCGUUGCCGUCCUGGUCGAAGAUGCGGAACGUGUUGGAGAGGAUGUUGUCACCCUCAUAUAACGACCUACACCCAUACAAUACACAUGAAGGUGUCUGUGUGUGUGCAUUGGGGUGUGUCUCUGCCUGCCUGUCUGUCCGUCUCUCUGUCUGUCUGUCUUGGUUACUUGUCGAUGACGGCUGCCAGCCACUCGGUGUAUUCCACACGACCGCUGCCAUCCGUAUCCAACUCCUACAUCCCAUCCAAUCCACACACACAUGCAAUGCACACGAUGCCAUCCCCCCCGUGAAUGCAUCCUGUACUGGCAUACAUACUUCGAACAUUUGGUUGGCUGACAGACCGAUCUCCUGCAGCUCAGGAUGGGUCGCCAACGCGUCCUCCAUCUCCUGCGCACAACGCACACACACACACACAAUCUCCUCUGUCUGUCUGUGUGUCGGCCCUGCACGUCCAGUCCAUGCAUUCAAACCAAACCGGCAGAGUGAUGGUGCCGUCUCCGUCUGUGUCGAGCUGCUCGAAGACCUGCUGGUAGACCACCAGGGCCUCUGUGGCGACCUGAGACGCGACCGUCAUCAACACGGCCUUCGUCAGACGGGUCUCCCGGCAGAAUGCACGCAGAGACGACACCAUCUCCUGCACAGACAGACAGACAGACACAAAUUGAAUUAAGAGAGAGAGGAGAGGUGGGUGGGAAGUGUGUGUGGGGUGGGUGCAUGGUAUGUAUGAGUGUCCGUCCCCACCCUUGUCAGCGGCUGGAAAGGCUGUGGUCUGUCGAUCCACGGGUGCAGGAGGGCCUGCUCUGCCGUCAGACGCUCACGUGCAUCGUACCUGCACCCAUACACACAAACAGACAUACAGGGCAAGGCCAACACACACACAGAUGGUAUGUAUCUUCCUUCCGCAUGUGCCAUUUCAUGGCACUCUAUCUGUCCGCUGACUGACCUGAGCAGUUUCCUGAUGAGGUCCUUAGCGUCGUCAGAGAUGGCUUUCCACUGCGGGCCGUCCAUCCGAAACCUGCCCUCCAUCACCUUAUCGCUUAUCUACGGAACGCAUACAGCCAGGCAUGUGAACAUGGAUGGCAUCAUGAUGCGUCUCUCCCUCUUUUGUGACUUGCCUGUUGUUUGCUGGCACCGGGGAAUGGCUGUGUCCCGGAGAGCAGGACGUAGGUGACGACUCCGACAGACCAGAGGUCACAGGCGCCGUCGUACUGCCCCUGCCACACCUGAGGGGCCAUGUAGUGGGGCUGCACACAGAUACACACAUACCAUACCCCCACCAAUCAGCCAUACCAAGUUGAGUCUAACAGUCAGUCCAUGUAGGCCAUGUGUACUGUACCGUGCCGACGACCCUGCUGGACGUGCCGUCAGAGGCGCGGCCGAAACCAGCCAUUCCUGAUGAAUCAUCAUCCAUCCAUCCAUCCAGCCAGCCAGCCAGCCAUCCAUGUCCACCGAUUCGAUUCACGUUAAUUACCGAAGUCAAUCAGCUUGAUUGGCGCAUCGUCUCUGCCAGUGACGAACAGCAUGUUGUCAGGCUUGAUGUCCCUGCAGUGCACACACAUACCAACCAACCAACACCGAGAGUGACACCAUGAAAGCAUGCCAUGUCAUGGUAUCUCUCUCUCUUACCCAAUCCACUGGAUUGGGUGGACCCUAACAUUCGUACCUGUGCAUGAUGGGAGGCGUGUGGCAGUGCAGAUAAUAGACCCCCCUCAACAGCUGCCGUAUCCAGCCAGCAAUCUCCGCCUCAUCGACCGUCCCGCCCCUACCCGCCAGCCGCUCCACAACCGACCCGCCGCGACACAACUCCAUCACCAAAUAGACCUCACUACCACACACAAGAGGGCAAAGGUGGAUGUCAUGAGUGCAACAAAGUGUGUGUGUGUGUGUGCCUGGUGCCACUGAGGGAUGCUCUGCCUACUCUUUGUCUUCAUAGACUUCGUAUAGCCUCACGACAUGUGGGUGGUCAAGCGUCUUGAGCACGGCCACUUCGCUCUUGAACUGCUUGAGGUCCCGGAUCUUGGCGCGAGGGAUGGCCUUGACCGCCCGCAUGUCCUGCGUCGCCAGAUGCCUCGCCGCGUACACCGUCCCGAAGGCACCCGAACCCAGCUUCUCCUCGAACGCAUAGUCGUCCCUGAUGGCGCAAUCCGACCGGUUCUGCACGUAAAAGGCCCCUUUGAACGGUAGCUUGUCCUCGCCCCUCUCCAUCACAGAGCCCCACUGCUGCGUCAGCCGCUGACUCGCCUGCGUCCACAAUGCGCCGAUUCCCGCCCCGCCUCGUGUUUUCGAUGAGGCCUCGGUUGGCGACUGCGGUCUGAUGAUCCCCGGCGGCUCUGUGCCGUCAUCUGGCUGUUCUGUGUUGUCCUGCGGCCCGUCAGCCAGCACUGAUAUCGCCUGAGGGCCCUUUGCGACGGACACCUGAAUGUCGGAUGUGACGAUGGUGGAUGGCUGCUCGCCUUCCUGUGCGGGCCCCGACGAUGGCUGAAGGCACCGGUCGCAUAUGCUGCCCAUCGCGGACGAAGUUUCC
Molecule: messenger RNA, 3282 nt
Organism: Vitrella brassicaformis
Lineage: Eukaryota; Vitrellaceae
Source: the annotation of a GenBank genome assembly